Lacerta agilis (Sand lizard) is the source of this 2620-nucleotide messenger RNA. RefSeq names its product cysteine rich with EGF like domains 1 (gene CRELD1). Bases 27 to 1484 code for a protein of 485 amino acids. The transcript has 11 exons. NCBI's taxonomy places the organism in Eukaryota, Metazoa, Chordata, Lepidosauria, Squamata, Lacertidae. Gene Ontology annotation, molecular function: calcium ion binding. The record is from RefSeq and is a predicted model, not a curated record.
GGGAUGAUGUAACCGCCUAUGUCCCGAUGCCAUUGGCGGAGAGGCGGGCCCGGCCAGCUGACCGAGGUCCAUUGGGCAGGCGGAGGUGUACUUCGCCGCUCCUAGCCUCGGUUGCUGCAAGCAGCCCCGUGCGCAAAAGUGGGCGCUGCUCCCCGCCGGGCUCGCCCCUGCCGGCCCGCGCAGGCUCCCCGGAAGGGCGAGCGGGGGCGAGGGAAGGUAGCCUGGUCCCUGCCCUCCUGAAGAUGGCUUUGCCCUGGAAGAAGAUGCCGCCUGCUUGGCUCCCGCUUCUCUUGCUGCUCUUCGGGGUGCCAAGCGGGAGCCCUUCGCAGCAAGAGCCCUGCCAGACAUGCCGCGACCUGGCCAGCAACUUCAAUAAGGGUCUGGAGCGGACACAGCGAGAGAACUUCGGGGGCGGGAACACAGCCUGGGAAGAAGAGAAGCUUGCAAAAUAUGCAAACAGCGAGACCCGCCUGCUGGAAGUCUUGGAGGGUGUGUGUGCCACAUCAGACUUUGCAUGCCACCAGCUGUUGGAGCAGGGAGAAGACCAUGUGGAGCAAUGGUGGUUCCAUGAGCAGCAGCAGCACCCCGACUUUUUCCAGUGGCUCUGCAUGGAUGCACUGAAACUCUGCUGCCCUCCCGGCACGUACGGCCCUGACUGCCACACCUGCCCUGGGGGUGCCCAGAAGCCUUGCAGCGGUUAUGGGCAGUGCGACGGUGACGGCACACGCAGGGGCACCGGCCUGUGCAUGUGCCAGACGGGUUACGGUGGCCCCUUCUGUUCCGAAUGUGGAGAUGGCUACUACGAAGCUUCUCGCAACGACAGCCACCUGGUAUGUGCGGAGUGCUACCGGGCCUGCGGACGCUGUUCAGGCCCCGAAGAUUCAAGCUGCCUUCGCUGCAAGAGGGGCUGGAUGCUCCACGACCGAAGGUGCAUCGACAUAGAUGAAUGUGGCACAGACAUGGCGCACUGCCGGGCCAACCAGUUUUGCGUCAACACCGAGGGGUCCUACGAGUGCCGAGAUUGUGCCAAGGCGUGCAUUGGGUGCAUGGGUGCCGGGCCUUCCCGCUGCAAGAAAUGCAACAAGGGUUAUCGGCGCGAUGGUGUCAAGUGCCUCGAUGUGGAUGAAUGUGCCGGGGACAUGGAAGAGCCCAUAUGCACAGGCGCCAACGAGGCCUGUGAGAACACAGACGGCAGCUACCGGUGUGUCUGCGCAGAGGGACAUGUUCGCAAGGAGGGGAUCUGUGUGGAAGACAAGCCCCCAGAUGCUCCCGAGAAAGGAUUCUUUGACGACAUCACGGACGACGAGGUGGUUGUGCUGCAGCAGAUGUUCUUUGGUGCCAUCAUCUGUGCGCUGGCCACCCUAGCUGCGAAAGGAGACAUGGUCUUCACCGCCAUUUUCAUUGGUGCCGUGGCCGCUAUGGCUGGCUACUGGCUGUCUGAGCGCAGUGACCGCGUGCUGGAUGGCUUUAUCAAAGGCAGAUAGUGCACGGGGCCAAGUGAACGUCCCCUUCUGUGUCCUGCCUCAGAGAGCCAGCUGGUGGGCAGAAAUCCCUUGACUUCACCCCUUUAAAAAUCCAGAUUAAAGAGGCAGAAAGGCCAGGCCAUAUCCCACUCUGGGCUGUUGGUAGCCUUGGCCUAGCAUGCUAUGAAGGUAGAAAGGGGACAUGAGAGGAAAUGUGCUCUGCAGUCCCAGUUUGGCUUGAGAGGAGGGCUCUUGGCAUGACUUCAGAUUGGGGGGGGGGGAGAAGUACUCCUUAAUGGUGCAAGAGGACUGAUCUGGGUCACCAUCGGUGGGGCCUGAAAAACAGGUCCUCGUUACUCUCUGACUGGCCUGGCCCUCACUGCAUGUGGGAUGAUCUCAAAUGUGUCCCUACCCGUGAAUUCCUGUCUCCCCCCCACACUGGUCAACUCAGAUGGACCAGGAAAAAGGUUGUCUCACUGUGGAAAGAAACACGGGGUGGUGGGCUUGGAAUUGCUCCCUGCUGGCUCUUUGAGGGGCUGCCUCUGUGGCUGGGAACCGAUCUACACAUUACGCUGGAGGAAAUGGCAAAAACUGAGACAGUACCAUUCCCGACUGUUAGCACUUUGAAUGCUUCCCCAACCUUAAAAAAAAAAAAAAAAUCUCCAUGCAUUCAAUGAGCCAGCAUCAUCAGCGAGAAUGGUUUAAGGCAUGGCUAGGGAACCUCAAGUUCCUAGUUAUUGGUGAACCCCCAUCAUUCCUGAUCACAGACUCUGCUGGCUGGGGUUGAUGGGUGUCCCACAAUAUCUGGAGAACCACAUGUUCCCUAUCUGAUUCAGGGCAUAACCUUCUCCCUGAUAGGCUAGCUUACUUAAUGCAGGGAGUUUUAUUGGACAGUGGGGAGGGGGAGAGCAUUCAAAGAUAAGGUUCCACUCACCCCUGCCGUCUGAAGUGAUACAGUCCAGAAUUCUAUUUUCCCCGCCCGUCUCUCCUGCCGCCUCCUGCAUAAUGUGUAGAACAGCUCCGGUGCUGCCAAGGGGCAGCGCGUGAGGCAGAGGAAAGCUUGACUGGCACGCAUGCCCAUCCUUGCCCCUUUACAUCUGUCCGCUCAACCAUUUGUCCAUCCAUAUCUCAGGAAAUUAAAGGUCUCUCUGUCCACA